Messenger RNA from Paramecium sonneborni, 2740 nucleotides. The record is from the annotation of a GenBank genome assembly. Lineage: Eukaryota; Ciliophora; Oligohymenophorea; Peniculida; Parameciidae.
AUGGCUAUUCUCAUCAAUGAAGAAAUAACUUUUAAUUUUGAGGAAGAAUUCGAUAACAAUUUCUCAAAAAUCAAAGAAAGAUUUCAACCAUUUGAAUUACAAUUAAAUAAAGAAGGUGGACUUAAAAGUCCAAGUCUACAACCUCCACUUAUUGUGAAGAAUAUUUAUGAAUAGGAUUCUUAUGUUUAGGAAUAGUAAUAAAUAUAUCAUAUAUAUUAGACAUCAAGGUCUAUUUAGUGAAUAUUUAUUUAUUUAAAAUGAAAAUAGAAGAAAAACCUAUUAUGAAGAAAAGAAUAUAUAGCAAAGUUAACAAUAGGAAUAUAAUUAAAAAUGUAAAGAAAAUAAGGUUAAAGUAAUGAUUUGUAUUACCAUGUAUUCAGAACCAAUUAGUGAAUUAAAGAAAACUCUUAAAGGAAUUGAAGAUAGUUUGCAAUCCUUUUAUUCUAUAAAUUAUGCCCCACAUCAAAUAGCAGUUUUUGUUAUUUUUGAUGGUAUCGAAAAAAUCAGAGCAUAGAAAGAUGAAAAUGGAUUCUUCUCAGAAGAAGAUAUCAUUCGUAAAAUUUUUUAUUUAUUUAUUUAAAGCUUAUUUUAAAGAGACAUUUGAUACUGCUUAUGAAAUUAAAGGAGAAUAAACCUUAGAGAUGUAAUAUUAAAUUUAUAAGCGUAAAACAAAAAUUAAAUCCUCUUAUUCUGUUGAAUAAAUUAAGUAAUAUGAAUAAUAAAAUAUGCUUGAUAAAAAAAUAGAAUAAGAUAAAGAAUUAUUGAGAGUUGAUGUUAAAAAUUUAUCAUAUUUUUAAAAAAAGGAAUAUUUGAAUAAUUAAUAUAAAAAGGCUUAAGAUUAUGUUAAAGAUAAAUAGAAUAAUGCUUGGGUAUAUUAGAAUACAUUUAAAAAAUUGAUUAAUACCCAGGAAAAUAAUUCAAUCAAAACUUAGAAAAAUGAGAUGCCUAUUUUUUAUGUAUUUAAAUAUUCAAAUGGUACGAAAUUAUCUUCUCAUUUGUGGUUUUUUAAAGGAUUUUGUCAUGAGUUUAAUCCAAAAUAUUGCGUUUUAAUGGAUUGUGGAGCUGUUCCUAAAAAGAAUGCUCUUUUUGAAUUAAUAAAUGAAAUGAAAAAUAACAAAAAAAUAGGUGGAGUUUGUGGUAAAAUGACAAUUUAAUUAAAUCGUGAAUAAGAAAAAGAAAAUGAUGCUGAAUUUAUGGAUCCAUUAAGUAGAUUCUUUAAUAGAGUUUUUAGUAUUGAAAGAUGUUAAAAAUUUGAAUAUGAUUUAGGAAAUAUUUUUGAAAAAUAAUUAGAAACAACAUUUAAUUAUGUUUAAGUAUUACCUGGAGCUUUUUCAGCUUAUAGAUAUAAAGCUUUUAAAAUUUAAAAUAAUGAUUUAGAAGGAAAUACUAAUAAUAAUUAAACUAUCUUAGAUGAAUAUUUAAGAUCUAUGCUAUCAACAUAAAAUUCAUAAUUAACUUUAGAAGAGGCGAAUAUGUUUUUAGCAGAAGAUCGUAUAUUGUGUUUAUUAUUAUUUUGUAAUAAUUAAUAUUUAAAGUAUGUGAGAACUGCAUGUGUUGAAGUUGAUGCUUGUCCAACUCUUAUAUAAUUAUUAUUUUAGAGAAAAAGAUGGAUUAAUGGAUCUUGGUUUGCUCUUAAUCAUGUUUUAAGUUAAUUUAAAAUCAAAUUAUAAAAUAGCAAACAUUCAACUUGUGAUAAAGUAAAGUUCAUAUUUUGUUUAGUUUUAGCAAGUUUAUCUUAAAGUAAUAAUUUUAAUUAUAAUUUUAAGUUUUAUAAUAUUUUGCAAUCACUUUUUAACUUAUAUGGUUGUAUAUGGUCUUGUAUUCAAUAACUUCUGAAUUAGACCCAUCAAUAUAAUUUACACUCAAGUCAUUGGGACUAUUUUUAUACAUAUUUUUAGUAUUCUACUUAAUCUUUUUAGUCAUGUCAUACAAUCCAAGUAUAACAAAUUAAAUUAAAGAUGAAAGAACAAAAGAAACUUGGAAAAUCAAAAUUAAUUUAGCAUUCUAUUCCAAGUUUUAUUUAAUUUCUACUAUUUUUGGAAUAUAUAGUAUACUAACAUUAAUAUAUACUAUUUCCUUAAUCUACAAUAAGAUUUUAACAGAGUUAUCACUUAAAGAGUUAUUAGAACAUCCAGAAAUUUUAACAUCAUACCUGUACUUAUUUAUUAUAUUUACACUACUAUUUUCUCUUUUACCUUUUUUUAUUUAGAUGUUUUUAGAUUUUUAAACGUUUCUUGAUUUAAUUAAAUAUUCACUUCAUUACAUUUAUUUUAUGAAUGCUUAUACACACUUAUUUUAAAUUUAUGCAUUUUGUAGAAUUGAUGAUUUAUCUUGGGGAACAAAAGGAUUAAUUGGUGAUAAUUCUAAAGUAAAUAAUUCUUAUAGCCUAUCUAAAUAUAAAUUUGUAGCUAAAUGGAUUUGUUUGAAUUCUUUAUUAAUAACUAUUAUUUUUGGAAUGUUUUACAUGAAAAUCGAAUUACUCUUUCAAGGUUUAAUAUUAACAUUUACAGUUAUUUUAUUAUUAAUUUCUUUCCUAAGAUUUUUAGUGUUAUUCUAUUAUUAAGUUAAAGAAACAAUUUACUGCUUAAAGUAAAAAUCAAAUAAAGUUAGACAGGAUCCAAAUCCACCUGAAGCUCUAUCUAAAACAAGAAGAAAAGUAGAAUAAUAUCGUCAAUCAAUUAUAAAAUCAUAUUAAUAGUCUGAAAAUUAGAAUUAUAAUAAUUAAUAUUAGUCGAAUUGA